Molecule: messenger RNA, 264 nt
Organism: Symphalangus syndactylus (siamang)
Lineage: Eukaryota; Metazoa; Chordata; Mammalia; Primates; Hylobatidae
Product: beta-defensin 109-like
Biological process (GO): defense response to bacterium; cell chemotaxis
Molecular function (GO): chemoattractant activity; CCR6 chemokine receptor binding
Source: RefSeq, a predicted model, not a curated record
AUGAGACUCCAUUUGCUUCUCCUUAUUCUCCUUCCUUUUUCAAUUAUCUUAUCCCCAGCAAGAGGUGGUUUGGGUGCUGCGGAAGGUCAUUAUCUCAAUUUGUCUGGUGUCUGCCAAAGAGAUGUCUGCAAAGUAGUAGAAGAUCAAAUUGGUGCCUGCCGAAGAAGGAUGAAGUGCUGUAGAGCAGGGUGGAUUUUAAUGCCAAUUCCAACAACACUUAAUAUGUCAGAUUAUCAAGAACCCCUUAAACCUAAGUUAAAAUGA